GCUUACAGUCCCUUUAAACUGAAAAAAUUAUUUGUUUAAAGAAUGAAAAUCUUCGUUGUUUUUCUUCUUGCAUCGGCCUCAGCAAACCCUCAGUUCCUGAAAGGAGCCAAGGAGACGUAUGAGAGUGUAAAGGCAAGGCUUCAAUGUGCUGAAAUGCCAAAUGAUGGAACUUGUGCCAUUCUCUUCGACGAUGAUGAUUGUACUGGUUGGCAGUUAAAAGUAAAAGAGGGAUACACUGAAUUACCUGAGGCCGGCGGUUUGAAAAAACUUUUCAUUGACGACGCCAAGGAAGAUGAUGCUGAGGCUGUUCUUGUGAGAAAAGGAUGUGUUCUUGUAGGAUAUGAUCAUAAGAAAGGUCACAGCAAAGGUCUGGGAGAUGCUGUUGUUAUUGCUGCUGUAGAUGCUCACAAAUACCAGGACUUAUCUGACGAUGGAUUCGAUGAUCUUGACGAAGAGAUCAGCGCUGUCGACUGUGUUUGCUCUGGGUUCGCCUUUAGUGAGUCUGGGUCAACAGGACCUAAUAAGAACUGAGAGUGACGGAGAUAACAGAGGCCCCAUGCAGAAGAUCGAGACUUUUUGCUUUUAUUUUAAAUUUUGAAUAUAUGAAAAUAAUAAAUUAGACUCAAGCAUG
Messenger RNA from Eurytemora carolleeae, 631 nucleotides. RefSeq lists its product as uncharacterized. Lineage: Eukaryota; Metazoa; Arthropoda; Copepoda; Calanoida; Temoridae. The coding region runs from base 43 to 531 and encodes 162 amino acids. The transcript is spliced from 7 exons. The record is from RefSeq and is a predicted model, not a curated record.